Molecule: messenger RNA, 1557 nt
Organism: Erigeron canadensis
Lineage: Eukaryota; Viridiplantae; Streptophyta; Magnoliopsida; Asterales; Asteraceae
Product: replication factor A protein 1-like
Exons: 10
Coding region: 1-1557 (518 amino acids)
Biological process (GO): DNA replication; DNA repair; DNA recombination
Cellular component (GO): nucleus
Molecular function (GO): DNA binding
Source: RefSeq, a predicted model, not a curated record
AUGGCAAAUGAUAAUAAUAAUGAUGGCAAUCUAAGCUUUGUUGAGCAACUUGAUCCUGGGCAAUCGUUUUGGAACAUCAAAGUUAGAUGUAUUAAGAAGUGGAGACAAAGCUAUAGGCAAGACUAUGUCUUCAUCGAUGAGAAGGGACAUCAAAUUCAGGCAUGUGUCAGGAAUGAAUUAAUUCCAAACUUUGAAGAUCUUAUUAAGGAAGAUGGUGUUUAUGUUCUUCGUAAAUUUGGCGUGGGUGUCCAGGGUGAUUUAUAUCCUGUUGUAGGUCUAAAGAAGAAGAUCAACUUUUAUCGUUGUACCUCUGUGACUCCUGUUGAAGCAUUCAGUGGUGAUCCUUAUGGGUUUCACUUCUGGAAGUUUGAUGACAUUAACAAAGGCAAAGCUGUAGAAGUUAAAAUAGUUGAUGUUCUGGGUAGGCUUGCUUGGUGUGGUGAUUUGGACAUCUGGACAACUAAAGCUAAAGAGACUAAAAGACUCAUAUUCGAUUUGCAGGACUUGGAGGGUGUUGUGCUUAAAUGUACUUUUUGGGGUGACUUUGCUAAUGAAUUUCAUAAAUAUGUGUCUUCUAAUACUCAAACUAAUGAGAUGAAUGAUAAGUUUAGUACUCGAAUUUUUUUCAAUGAAGAUCUUGAUGAGGCAAACAAGUUAAGAAGGAGUCUGAUAGCCAAAGGUGAUAAAGAGGGUACAUCAACAACUUUGACCCAAUUGUCAACUCAAACUAAUUACCCACUUCGCAAUGAUUUCUUGGUUGUCACUCCUAGAAAGUAUGUGGAAGACAUUCUUGAAACUGAAAAGGACAAAUUCUGUGUGGUACUGGCCACCACUACAACUCUUGAACCAGAGUAUGGUUGGUACUACAUAGCUUGCCGCACUUGUCAGUUUAAAGUGUACUCAAAGAUGGAAUUCUUGACAAAGGCCAGUGAAAUACCUGAAGGUUUUGAGGAAGCACCAGGAGAAAGUAUGUGGUGUGUCCAAUGCAAGAACAUGGCUAAUUCUAUGAUGCCUAAGCUUAAGUUUCAAUUUAAGGUCCAAGACAAAACUGGUUCUGUAUCUUUCAUAUUGUUUGAUAAAGAGGUUAUGAAGAUUCUAGGAAUUUCUGCAAUUGAUAUUCGUGAUAGGCAACUUAAGUCUGAUGAUAUGGACUCAUUCCCUCAUGAACUAGAUGGUUUGCUUAACAAGUUGCUCGCUUUCAAAAUCAAAGUCUCUGCUUACAAUAUUGAUAACCAGAAGUAUGUAUAUACUAUAAAGCAGUUUACCGAUGAUCCAGAAAUCAUAUCUGAGUUAAUGGAGAAUGAUGAUGCAAAUGAUCAGGAUAUCCCAGAACCUCAAGUUGGUGAAAUUGAUACUGAUGCUGCGUCUGUUACCGGAGGUUCUUUGGCAUGUGAGGUUGUGAAAGACACUGCAAUCGGUCUUGGGAAACGGUCGAAUCCAGAUUUGAAUGAAGAUAACAAGUCCUUUGUUAGCCCUGGUGUUUCUUCUGAAGCUAACCAAGACAAGACCUCUACAAACAAAAGGGCGAAGAAGAAGAAUAUGAAAUAUAAUGCAUAG